Messenger RNA from Xyrichtys novacula (pearly razorfish), 17264 nucleotides. The record is from the annotation of a GenBank genome assembly. Lineage: Eukaryota; Metazoa; Chordata; Actinopteri; Labriformes; Labridae.
GCCUAUACCCCAACUGCAUGUUGAGAAAGAACGUCAUCUGCCUCAUACAUUUAGCUUUAGCCAAAAUUUGCUAGUUGUUCAAAUCACAGAUAGCCUAAAUCUUACCGUAACGUCUUUUUUUAUCCUUCCAACGGACACCCCGCGUAAAGGUUACUUAUGUUGUGCUUCCUGGGUCUACAGUGCCAAAAAUGUAUUUAAAAGUCCUAUUCCGCUGCAGAGACAUGCUGAAAGCAGAGCGAAGCGAGUGAGAUGCAGGUUAGCUUAAUCAGAGCUAGCUGACAAGCAGGGGCCGAGAAGCGAAAGUGGCUAACGUUAACGAGAGAUAAGCUUAUCACAACAAGCCUGGGUACUUUGACAAACCUACCACUGAAGCCUCAGCAAGAAGGACUCAUAGAGAAAGCUCCAUUCCUACACAGUGAGUAACGUGUAUUUCAUAUGAACAUCAGGUAGUUUUUUCGUUACCGUGUGAAACUGACAACUGUGAACUUAGCUAGCGAGUUAGCUAUAGCAGCACAAGUGGCCCUGCGGUCAGCUGGAAAGCUGCCUCAGUAAACAUCAUGAUGGCUCUGAUUAGAUAAGAUUACAACAUUGUUGUUUGUGUUUUAGUGGUGAUUGCUGAUUUAUCUGUUCUGCUGUUGCACCGACUCCUAACUCUGGUCCAUUUCUUGGAGAAGUGACUGACAUGAAUUUUGAUAAACAGCUUUCUGGUGUUUCACUGUAAGGUAUCAGAAGGCAAUUUGCUGUAAAAGGCGUAUAGUGGAUGGUAAAACAUGACAUGGUAAAUUAUGUUUUUUUGCACCGACCUGGACAGUCUCAUGUAAUUCAACACACCAGCUCUAUCACAGCCUGUACUUGUGCAGUUUCAUGGUUUUGUUGACAUGAUCAGACAGGUGAAUAUUGCUCUUUCAAUUAAUUAUUUAAGUCUUAGUGGGCGUUGUUGUGUGCUGGAUUAUUAAAAGUUGCUCGUAAUAUUUUGCUCCUCUCAUGUUUGCCAGUACAGAAGCUUCCUGAAAAGGUGUUGUAAUUUAGUGGUUGUCUUGAGUGAGUUGACACCAUGAUGGUUUAUAGGGCUGGGACGAUAUGCUUUUCUCCCGAUUACAUUCUUCUACGAUUUUUUGUUGUUAAGUUUCUUAAUUUUCAGUCUGCAUUUUUAACACCAGUGAAACAGUUGAAUGAUUAUGAUUGUCUACUGAAUAUUCCAGGAACCAUAUUUCCCGCAAAAAUACAUAUUACAUGUAAGUCAGUUUUUAAGAUUUAAGGUCCUUUCACACCGGGACCGUUUUUGUCGUGCGAUUAUUUCGGACGUCAAUAUUUUUUUGCGAAUCUGUAUCCUGUCAAUACAAGAGUUCACAUCAGUGACGUUUUCCCAUUCUGCGAUAUUGUGGCAUUUAUUGUUUCGGAUCAUGGUCGAUUUUUUUAAAAGUUUCGCAUACUGUGUGUCCACUUCUGACCAAUCAGGUUGCGUGUUGUUGAUACGUCAGAUUCAACAGUAUAUCGGGCUGAUUAUUUACGUGUCGGAGUACAGAUUGCUUUUUGAUAAAAGACACAAACAUUACAAAGAUACUGACCUGAAGGACAACUUGUGGAGAGUCAUAAGCCACGUUUACAUGCAGACUUUUUUCUCAUUCGGAUUAUAAUCAUUCCGAUUGAAGCUCCCAGGCGAACUGUUUACAUGGAAGCGAUCUAUUCUGAUCUGGUGUUUACAUGUGCCACGGCAUUCAAUCGGAACAGCUAUUUACAGACACGUGAUACCUUCAAACAUCACUUGAUUGAUUGAUCACGUGAUCUCCGACGCAGACCAGUGCAUCGUGCUCUGCUUGGAAGCCGCCAUCAUGUUUCCAUGUGAGUCAUACGUCACUGCUUGUUUACAUCAGGACAGAGCAUGCGCAGACAGAACCCAGCCUGACAACUUUCCGAUUCACCGUUUACAUGACAGGAUUUUGCUUUUAAUCGGAAUGGGAAAAGGAAAAUUCUACCCCUGUGAAUCGGAAUGAAAUUCCAUUCGGAAUGGGCCUGUUUAUUCCGAAUGAGGUGUUUAUAUGGAGCAUUUUCAUUCCGAUUGGGCUUCUAAUCCGAUUAUAUUCUGAAUAUUUGGCUCCAUGUAAACGUAGCUACUGUGUCGGAUUUCUCAUAUGAUGAUAGUUUGUGUGCUUUAACAGUUUGGGAAACGUCUUUGUUUUAACUUUCAUCUGUGCUAACGGUUGUUACCACAGUUUCAUGUAUAUAUAUUUAUAUAUGUAUAUAUAUUUCGCACUUUCGCGUUCAAUAUUCGUGUCAGCCUCGGUGUGUAAGGACCUUUAUUCUUAAAUUUGAAAAAAAAAAAAUUUUUGAACAAAAAAAUCGAUUUAAAAAUAGCUAAACAAAAAAUUGCGAAACUUAUGUCAAUUGAUUUCUCCUCAGCUGUACAGGGACACAUGGAUAUUUUAACACCCCCCUCCACCCCUAAUGGCCAGUGUGUUUUGAUUAAAUAUGAUAUGUUCUCAUUAGCAGAGUCUAAUGUAACCAAGAGCUACAAUUGACUCACUCCUGUUUUGUUUUUGUUUUGGCGCCGAGAGCCUGUGAAACACCAGUGCAUGAGUUUACUUGUUUUAUUGCCUUGUUGUGGCUGAGUUUAUGACAUUGUUGGUGCGUAUGUGGCUGUGUGUCAGGCAGUGUUUGUGUGACAGGGUGUUCCAGAAAUGGCAGCAUCAUCAGUGGCAUGUUUGUAUUGGCACCUUGAUGGGAAAUCCUGCACCAUGAAUGUCACUCUAGUCUACUACUACUGCCAGUCUAUGUGCCUGUCUAGACAUUGUCAACCAGCACCCCUAAAAUAACUCGUAGAUGGAUUUCUCAAGUGUCAAAGCCUGGUGAUUGAUUGAGCAAACUUGAGUCAACAGAAAACUUUUUUCAAUUUAGCAUUUAGCCAGCAUAAAUAUUCGCUUAUUGUCCAAGCCAUACCAGUACAGAGAGUUUAUGAUAUGCAUUAUCCAUAAUACUUGGCUCUCUCUUGCUCGCAAUGUCACAGUGUUUUCCAAACACGUGAGAGCAGGUAACAAAUUGAAGAACUAGAAAUAGAGAGCAGUUUUAAGAAAGUCAGUAUCCCCUUGGUGCUGCUGAGAGCUCACUCAGAGUCCAGUACAACAUGACAGAUUUACCUUCCUCCCCUUUAGUUGUGGUCUGAUAAGCUCCAGUCUGGCGAAGCACCGGUCCUGGCAUCCCUGACGCCACUGGGAGGAAGAUGACUGACACUGUCUGAUCAAAGAGCACUUAUUCAGGAAAGCUUACUGCUUUGAUGUCACUUAAGUGAUGAAUCAUCAAAGAGGAGGAUCUGGGAUAUACCUGGCCUCGUUGUUCCAGCUCUGAUUUUUGUAAACAAGAGCCCUCUUUGAGUGGUAAAACUGAUUUGAUAUCAUUUAGAACCUUGUCCAGAAACCCAAGAUAAUGUAACAUGCACAAAAUGCCGUACUCAUUUGAAUUCUGUUAAAAAUGACUUCUUCACACCACUUUCCUGCUCGAAUUGAAUUUUUUCACUUCUGGAGUUUGGUCACUAAUUUGAAGUUAGUCAACACAACAGCACAGUGCAGCAACAUAAAACCAGAAAAAAAAAAGAUUUUAAACAUUUUAAAUGUUUCUGGUAAAAUUGAUAACUACACCACAGCAUUUAUUUCAGUAGCAAAUUUGUUUGUGCACUCAUUUCGUAGUUGCACUCAUAAACGUAAACUGGUUAUGCAAGAAAGCAAGUCCUGAGCUUGGCCCCACUGAUCUUAGAUCAGGCUCUCCACUAAUUCAGAGUAAAUACUAGGUCCUGCCUAAAUGUCAAGCUACUUUAAUCAGUAGUAAUAAAUGUAUUUGUUGCUGGCCUGAUUGACUUUUUAAGCAAAAUGCGACAGACAGAUUUGAUGGUACUGAUUUUAGACAUUGCUCUGGUAACAUUCACAAAUGUUUAGUUUAUGCAUUUAAUUCUACAUGUAUUGAUUGCGUUUAGUAAAGUAAAUUCUCCACCACCAUUUUACAUUUUCCACCAGCUUUUUCAGUUUUCAUGUUGACCCCAAACGCCCCUAAAGAAGUUGUCUUAUGGCAUUACUUUACAUAGAUCUGUCCAGGUAUUCAUUUUAAAAGGUUGCUUUUCUUCUUUCCCAUCCCAAAAUUUGAACCUGUGAUUUGAAAUAGAUUUUGUUUAUAUAUUUUUUAGACAUAUAAAAGGAUUCUGUUUAUAUGAGACUAAUAUUAAGUACUGUUGGUGGUAGUCCACUGCUGUGUGAAAGUCAGUGCGUUUGACAGGUUAAUCCUGUCCUGUGAGGAUCCCAUCAGCAGAUGACUGUUCAAUUGAAUUAGCCUGUUAAAGCUGCCUUGCUUGUCUGAUGUUUGAGACCUGCAGACUUAUCUGUUAGCCAGACACAAACUUUGACUCACAAACAGCACCAGCUGUCCACCUACAUGCUGAAAUUUGCACCAUAUAAAAAAAUAAAAAGUUGGCUAGAGUUAAUUAGAGAAAAGUCAGUUUUGCUACCUUUGUGGGGACCUCACUCUGAAAUUAAUAUCCAUCAAAGGUAGAAUAAACACAUAUGCACUCCUGCACACACAAAUACACACACAAUCAAUCAAUCAAGAUGACAGGGGGACACAAGAGCAUGCUUGUGUCCUCAUCCUGGUGCAUGCUUCACCACCAACCACUGCUUUUGUUGCUAAGGCAACCACUCAGCUGCCACUCCAAGCUUAGUAUCCAUGGCAACAUUAGACUGAGUGGCAUCACUCCCUGGAGUUAUCAGAGCCUUCAUCAGUGUACUUCUAAGUUAUGUAUGUCAGUGUUUGACCAUAAGGGCAUUGUGGGUAUUGUAACUGAGAGUUAAAUGUGGCUUGUUUUGGCGCAAAGUGUGUAUGUGGUCGCAGCUCAGAUAAAAGACCAAAUAAUUUGGUUUGCUGAUUUGUGCUUGACUUUUAAAUCUUCUCCAUUAUUAAAAUGAUCAUGUGCAGAUUUUUUUGUCGUCAAGGUGAUAACUCAAGUGGUGUGCAUCAGCUCUUUGAUAUUUGAUAACACAGAAGCAUCUCUGUUUUUUGUUUACAUGCUGCCAUGCUGAACAAAUGAGGGUCGACUGAAAAUGUCUUUUUGGGGCACCUUUUAUUAAUCGCCAAUGAGGCUGGGGAAUGAAAUAUGGAACCAAUAAGCAUUUACAGUAGUAAUGAAACACUUUGGGUCAAAAUUGAGAACUUUUUUGGAACGAUUUGGAAUCUAACAGACUCCAACUAAAAACACUUUUGAAUCAAUUAAUAUGAUCAUCCGUCUGUAAAAUAAGAGGUUGAUGCAGUAAAUCUAGGCUGGUCCUUUUGGUCCCUUUCAGUUACUUUAUACAUUUUCAAAGCCAUGCGAAGUCUGAACUCAUUUGUAGAUGGGGGAUAGACCUCAUUCUACUUGACCGCUUCUAAGUUUGUAUUUGCUUGAAGUUUGUUCAUAAAACCUUGACCACGCUUCUACCUGUGACCUUAAAUCACAGAUUAACAGAAAUAUGAGCCGCCUCAGCUUCAAUGUUCAUAGAAUUCAACCUUUAGCCUUGAUCAUGCGUUCAAACUAAAUAGAACAGACCCAAGUCCACAGCUUACAUCGGAGUGGCUUGUAUUGAUAUUGAGAUACAAAGUAAGAGAGCAAUUACCAAGAGCAAAUAGCUACUGGGUAGUGAAGCAAUCAAUAGCUAUGGUUUUACAUUAUACAAUCAAUUAACAUACAGAACUGCUUCUUUCUGUAAAGCAGCCUGGCGCUCCUGUACAUUUAGCUAAUGCAGGUGCAAUUAUGAGCUGAUAAAACAUCCUCUUUAUCACUGUGUGGAGUUUGUUAAUGCUCUCAGUGGCUAAUUCUGGCUGGCAAGAGAAGCUUUCAAAGGAGCUACUCAAUCAUUUCAAACAUAAGAAGUGGCUUUGCUGUUCCUGGAAGUGGUAAUAAACUAUCAACUGUUGGUUGAAUCUGUUUAAACUUAUUAAGUUGAUGAUACAUAUGUGCCUGGUGUGUUUUAUCGUCUGCCAAACUGACUGAGCAAUAUUUGUUUUUCUUUUUGUAGAGUUAUGAAAAACUCCCCUGCUCAGCCGGCUGAGUUUGAGCUCCUGUGCAUCUUGGCUCUCAAAUACGAGACAGUAGUUGACUGUCAAGAGCCUCUGACAUUGUCCAAUAGAAACGGAGAUCCUAGUCACUCAGCAAGGAACAGUUAGGGGACAAUGAUGAAACCCUCUUGGGAAACAAAGUUAAGGAAGUAGAUCACAGAGGUUUGGCUUUUUUUGCUGAACUUGAAAAAGUAGUUCUCUAAAUAACUGCACAAAGGGCAUUGAAAUAAUGCUGUGUCGAGUUACCUCGGAAGUCAGGUGUCGGAGCUGAAAAUGACAUCACACUUGAUUUUGAGACAAGCAAAAUUAGUUAUUAGAAAGUUAUUUUAUCGCCUGCCUUAUACUCGCAGAAGGCAAUUGCUAAAAUAACUUUCGUAGAUGUAGAUAUCUUGUUUCCGCCUCCGGUUUUGCUUUUUUUUUUUGGACUUUGGUGUGACGUCAUUUUCAACUCAAACUUCUGAUUUCUGAGGUAACUCGAACGCAGCAUAACAUUACAACUUCUCAACAUGGAAUUUCAGCAGAUAUAUUUCUUGGACAAGGAAAGAGGUGGAGCAUUAGUUAAAGGAUUUUCUAUGAUUUAUCAAACCAUGCAAUUUAAGAGGUUUACAUUUUACACUUUGUUUGGUCAGCAUAAUCACAGCUCUGGUCAUGUGUCCUUGUUUGGAGUGGAAACCGACAAAACUGUUUAAUUCAUGAACAUUUUUUUUGUUUAAUUGUGUUUUUUUUGUCCUGUGUCUUUGUGGUUCUUUUCAGGGUCAAGUCAUGGGUGCGUUCCUUGACAAACCCAAGACAGAAAAACACAACUCGCACGGUGAGGGAAAUGGCCUUCGUUUUGGGCUCAGCUCCAUGCAGGGCUGGCGGGUGGAGAUGGAGGAUGCUCACACAGCUGUGUUGGGACUUCCUGCUCCCGGUAUGACGGAGUGGUCCUUCUUUGCUGUGUAUGACGGUCAUGCUGGAUCAAGAGUUGCUAACUACUGUUCUAAGCACCUUCUGAAACACAUUAUCAGUGCCAGCGUAGAGGCUGGGGCAUCUCAAGGCUCCCAGACAGGUUCAGAUACCUCCACCAACGACCCUCCAGCCUCCAUUCCUCCAGCAGUAGAGGCUGUAAAAUCUGGGAUCCGGACAGGUUUCCUGAGGAUUGAUGAGCACAUGCGCAGCUCCUCUGACCUCCGCAAUGGCAUGGACCGUAGUGGCUCUACAGCGGUGGGAGUCCUUGUGUCCCCAGAACAUUUCUUCUUCAUAAACUGUGGGGACUCUCGGGCUGUCCUGUAUCGCAAUUCACACGUGUGCUUCUCAACACUUGACCACAAGCCCUGCAAUCCACGAGAGAGAGAGCGCAUCCAGAACGCAGGCGGCUCAGUGAUGAUCCAGAGAGUCAACGGGUCUCUGGCUGUAUCCAGAGCCUUGGGGGACUAUGAUUACAAAUGUGUGGAAGGAAAAGGUCCCACAGAACAGCUGGUCAGUCCAGAACCAGCUGUGUUUGAGAUGGUUCGGGCCCCAGAGCAGGAUCAGUUUGUGGUGCUGGCGUGCGAUGGCAUCUGGGAUGUCAUGUCCAACGAGGAGCUUUGCGAGUUUGUGAAAUCUAGACUCGAGGUGUCUGAUGACCUGGAGAGAGUCUGCAAUGAAGUGGUGGACACCUGCCUCCACAAGGUAUGAGCGGAUUUGUUUUCAGUGUGAUAUUUUGUGUGCUUUUACUGUGACUUAACUGAUGUCUUACGAGGAUGUCAUUUUUAGUGUCAAUUUUUAAAACGUUUGGUCAAUAAGAGGCUUCAUUGAUUUCUCUGUUCCAAAUAAAUGUCUUAAACUUGGCAUAAAUUUAGAUAAAGUUCCUGAAGAGCCUUUUACCACUCGAGCAGAAACUAUUUUUUAGCUGCUUAAACAUCCAAGAUGCAUGAGUAAAGUGUUACCCAACUGAGCGCAGAGCCUGUGAAAGGACAAAAUAAAAAUGAGAGGAAUGCACAAGCACAAGCUGUUAAGUUUGAAGUGUUUAAUUCUUGCUGCCCGAUGGCUUGAAUGAAAGCAGCUGGGGUGAGUUGGGGGAAAAAAUAUAGAGAAAGGCUCAUUUAUGUCUUCAGUAUUAAACUUGUUGCCAUCUGUAAUGACGCUGCCUCAGUAGUGUGAGUGUAAACUGCUCAUUCGCAGUCAGUAUGUGCAGGAAAUUUACCCUAAUAUGUUUUCAGCACCCCUUAUGACUCUUUCUCCUUUAUGCUUUUUUUUUUUCCUGUUUCUGUCUCCCCACGUCCGUCACAGGGGAGUCGGGAUAACAUGAGUGUUGUGUUAGUGUGCUUGGCCAGCGCUCCCAAAGUGUCAGAGGAAGCCAUGAGGAAAGACGCCGAACUCAACAAGUAUCUGGAGUCCCGAGUGGAAGGUGAGAAUGGAUGUGUAGAGAAAGAGAGCCAUUGUUUAAUGUAUGUAGAGACAAAGUCAGACUGAGGAAUGGCUUAUUUUCUUAGUUUCUCUUUCAGUGCCUUUGAAAACCGCUCUGAAGUACUCCAGUUGUUUCAAGGAUAUUUGUCUGAUUUGUUUUUAAGUAUUUUAUUGAACCAGUGUGGUUUUGUCUCCUGUGGCUGUACAUUUUAAUUGAAAUCAAAAUACACUCAAUACCAUUUUUCGAUAGGUGCAGUAAGGGAAGAUGUUCCUUUGUCUUGAGUUUUUCUUUUCUUUCUUGGAGCCACAGGGUCCCUCUUCAGCCAAAACGCUGUAUUAUAUCUGUAUGCAUGUUUUCUCCACUGACUGACCCAGGCACUCUCUAUUGUCUAACCUCCAGCCAAGUUUGCUCCGGCUCACAGCAGAGGAAUGACACCAUCAUGACCUCCUUUUCCAUUUUAGCAGGCAUCUCCUCUCUUGAUUCCCUGUUUGUUUCCCCCUCUUCUGUUGCUCCCUGUGAUUGCUCAUUGCUCGUCCUUCUGUUACUCAAGCGUUCUCUAUUUUGUUUAGGUGAACGUUUUGCUCCCCUUUGAUUUUUUUUUCUUUCACAGUUUACAUUUUUUUGCUCAGGAUGAUGAACACAGUGCAAUUUUUUUUUGUCUGUGUUGGUUAAGUAAGCUCUCUAGCUGGCAGCUGUUGUAUUGUACAGAACAAGGGCUGGUCAGUGGUCCCAGGUUUUGGUAAAAUGCUUUAUGAGAUGUGGGACAAUGUAACACACAGCACAGAUAACUAUAAAUUAAAAAAACAAAAACAUGUAACAGUAUUAAAAGUGACUGUGCUUUAGUUCUUCUUCGUCUCCUUAUUUUUUUUUUUUUUAGAUUUUCUUUAUUUCCAUUUUAUACUGAACUAAGUUUCACUUUGACUUUUUGUAGGGUUGGAAUUUGAUAUUGUGUUAUGAAAAGCUAAAGGAUCUGAGACUUUCAAGUCUGCAGUUUUGUAACAUCAUAAAUGUUAGCUCCCUAAGGCUUGUUCACACUUGUGAUCACUCCAGCCCCUCUGUUGUCAUGCUCACACGGUCCUUUGGCUUUUCAGACACUAAUAAUUAACCAGCUGCAUCUCUCCCUGCUCCCCUCCUUCCAACUGUGGCUGCAUGAUAGUUUGUUUGGCUGUAGUGUAACAUUUUAAAGUUACAGCAGUCCACUAUUAAAUUUUCAACUUCCUUUUGCUCCCAAACUUUGUUGCACACCUCAUGAUGUUGACAUUAUAGUGAGAUUUGUUUGAAGGGAGGGUCAGAGCACAUGCUCUGCUCUUGGGUGAGCUUGAUUGUAUUGGACAAAAUGAGUGAGAUACAUUAGGCGGCACAAUAUUGUCCAUUCUCAAUUAUGGUGUUUUUUUGAUUGGGGGAGCUGAAUCAAAUUGAAAUCAGAGGCCGUUUUUUUCCCCAGCUCUAUAUUCAGUGAAUAAUUGCUGAACGGAUGUAAAGCAUUUUAAACAGUAUGAGUUUUUUCAUUUUGUUGAGGCUGAGUAGAUCUUUGGCUUCAGGUGCUGUCCAAUACUGGAGGAUAGAAAGAAAGAGGGAGAGGAAUGCUCUGGCUGAACAUUGAUCUGGCCUAGUGCCACUCUCAGCUCAGUUGCAGGCUUCUUUGUGUCACCAUCUCCCCUUCUCUGUUUCAAACCCCCGAUCAUUUCCAUAGAUUCACCUGCGUGGUUUUCUUCUUUCUUUCUCUGGUUGUUGCAUUUUUUGGGUCAUUUUUUUCUCUUCUCUUUUCAGUCUUAGCGACCACCAGCUAUGCUUAUAUCGACUCGUUUAAUAACAUGCAGUUAUGAUGAAAAUAACUUUUGGUUUUAUAACACCUCUAUGAAAAAUGUAAGAAUUUUACGUUGUUUUAGAGAUGCUGUCCCUGCCAGAGGAGGAGGCGUUUCCAGACUUGGCAACAGUGAUGAGGAACCUUUCCACUGACAGUGGCAUGCCCACACUGCCACCAGGGGGUGGUCUCGCUAGCAAGUAAGGACCCCUACCUAUCAAAAACGUGAUCAGUACAUUCUGUCGUCGAAGCAAAUGGAAAGUUCAAGGAGUUGAUUAAACUUUGUCAGAAUAAUUUGUCCCGUCUGCUAUUUAAAACGUGUGAUUAGCCAAAGAAAUCAUUUCUGCCAGUUUUUUGGACCAUCAUCCUUUCCUGGAAUAAGAAUACAUUUUCCAGGUUUGCGGUCUUUACAGUUUAUGCAAAGUAUUUCUCCUGUCUAGACAGCUACACCUCUUCUUCUUGCAAACAUUCGAUUUGAUUUGAUUUACAGAUUGAAGUGAAAGGCUACAAAGACCUCACUGUAUGUGUUUUCCGUGUUCUCUUGCAGACGGAGUGUUAUCGAAGCAGUUUACAAUCGCCUAAACCCAUGCAAAGAGGAAGAUGGGGUGGGUAUCAGUAACUGCACUCUAGCUUAGUCUGUCUUUGGCCAUUUCAAAACUCCAAUAAAAAAAAUCUAAAAGUUUAAGACUUUGUGACAGACCUGAGAUAAAUGCUGUCUUGCACAGAAAGUUUCAGUCCUGUGGAAUAAUGCCAUCCACUUAACCAGGCCCCAGUUUGUAUCUUGUGUUUUCACAUUCAAAAACCACUGCAGAUGUAGAAUAACUGACUUCAGAGAAACCUUUGAGCCACCACACCCGCAGAUUACAGUUCAUAUCUGCUUUUUCAGUGCACAAUGCAUGAGACAUACCUUCCUGUCCAGAUUGAGCGACACAUGUGGCACAGUAUGGCCUUGCUAAAUCUUUUUGAGGAGCCAUAAUAAAUUUCUCUUUACUUCACAACAAGUGAGAGUUCUCUCUGUAUAAACUGUCUGAUAUCUGUAUCUAUAAGGGGGUUUUCUCUGGUUAAUGUAUUUGUCUCCUGCACACCUCCUCCCUGAACACAAGAAUAACUAUGACUGACAUUUUGUAAGGUGUAGAAGUAAGGGGGCAUUGAUUUAACAAACAUAUGACUCAUUGUGGCAUUGGCAUCCACCAUAUUGUUAAAAAGCAGUCCAAAGGUUUGUGACAGUAGACUUAAGAAGGAGACCAAAUAUUUGAGUGGACAGUGUUGGCUCAAAUUUCUUUUUUUCUUUCUUACUGCCAAAACUUGUGACAAGUUAAUCUCACAGCUCUGAUCACAGAGUCUUUCCAUCUUUAUGUUGCUGUGUGUUUCUAUGACAGCUGGCUGGCUUGCAUCUCCUAAGCUUUCGGUGUUAUUGGUGUAGCAAAUGCAAACAAUGUUGUAAAUGUGUCACUUAUUAACAAAGAGGGAAAUCCGCACUGAUGAGCCCAAGUAUUAUGACCUCUGGAUUGAAUAUAGUAGAAGAUUAGCAAGUCAUGUUGGAGACUUGUUUCAAGUUGAUGUUUGGAAAGGUGACAUUCCUAGGGAUUUGUCAUUGUGGUCCAAGGAAGGAAAAUUGGUGAACCCAUGACUUGGGUGGCCUGGGUGUCGAAGGCUCAUUGAUACAGGUGGGAAGUGAAGGUUGGGCCAUGUGGUCCAAUCCAUCAGAAGAGCUACUGGGAUCCAAAAAAAAAAACUUCAAUCCUAGCUCUGACACAGCUUGAUGUGUAUGAACCGGGAUAGCUGCAGAUCAGUUAAGGUGUCCACCUGACCUCCCUGUCCAUGCCAGAGACGCCUACAUUGAGCAAGUAAGCAUCAGAACUGGAUCAAGGAGCAAUGGGAGAAGGUUAACUAAAGGAACAUGAGUCAAUGUCCAGAUUUUAGUGUAAUUCAUGGAGGUUAUUGCAUUAAAAUUCCAAUUUUAAAGGAUCUGGUGCUGAUGUCUUGGUUCCAGAUACUACAGCACACCUUCAGAGAUCAAAUGGGGUCUAUAAUAACUUCUUACACACAACUGCCCUGGAACCAAGCUCCACUAUAACACACACACACACACACACACAGGCAUUCACAUAGAGUGCUGUUCUGCAUAGCAGGCUUCAACACCGUAUGUCACCACCAUCUUCCCCCCAUUAGUUCUCUGUAACUACCUUUGAUGGGGAAUAGAGGCAGAAUAGCUUUGCCCCACUAUUGCGUCAAACAACAAAUGAACCCAACAGCAGACAAGACCUCAGACACCAGCUGAUCCAAAUCCAACCAACAUGAUCAGUCCAAUCAGCAUCAAAACCCAAGUAACACAAGACCCCAACAAGAAUCAAGACCAAGAGAACCACAAAUGAAAAAUUACAUAUGUAAUUAAAUGUGGUUAGGGAAAAGGAGCAAUAAAUGAUAAAACCCAUAGAGAAAGUUGGAAACCAUUAGAAGAAAUGAAAUUACUUAGAAGAUAUAUAAGCAUUUAAAACAAUAGAAUAACUCAAUAAAUUCAAUGAAGGCCAUAAAAGCAUUUAAGGGAAAUAAUGUUACUGAAAUACAGCAUAAUGAAUCUGUUAGACCAGAUUACAUUUUCAUUACACUGCCAUAAAGGAUCAAAAUCUCUGUAAUAACAUCAUGGUGCAGUUGAAGUCAGAUUCUUUUUAAAAAUGCUCACAGGUCAUAUUUAUCAUUCGUGAUGCAUUUGAGUCUGGGGACCAGAGAGAAAAGUCGCUUUAGCCAAGACAGUCUUCAGCAAACUCUUAACUCAAGUUGAAGUUGUUGAAUUAAUGCCACCAAUGAUAAUUUAGUGUUUUUCGGGGGUCACAACACCUGUUUCGCCAGCUACAGAUUUGUGCCUUGCCAUCAUCUCUUUAUGUAAUUUUUAUGUAAAAUUAGGCUGCAUUUUAUGAGUGCAAGUUAGUCACACAAUAACAUUCUAAGUAUCAAAACAACAUCCUUCCUGAAUGAAGGUGUGAUCAGAAAAACGUGGCCCUUUGUAUCGUCUCAUGGUUCUUUUGCGAAGCUUCUCACUCACGUCCGUGCUCCUCUUUGAUACCGCAUAUAGAUUAGUUUUCAUGUUGAGACCAAAAUAUCACUUUGGUGAGUACACACUUUAAACACACAAGUUAAGAGGCGAUAUAUCAAAUUGUCUAACUGUGUGUCCACCCUCUGAUUAACGCAGCCCUCCUGUUUCAUUUGGUAAGUGAUGACAUAUAUAACUGUGACACCCCUCUUCCAUUCUUCUUCCAACUCCUCAUCCACACACACACAAACACUCAUUCUUACAGGCAUGUGAGUGGCACAUACCCUCUUGUCAGUCCUUCAUCGGUCUUUACUCCCUGCUCUGAUGUACUUUCUAGCAUGUGGAGCUCCAUUUAAAGUUUGAAGGCGUCUUUGUGCAGACUUGACUGUCCAGGUUUGAUGAGGAUGAAUGAUCAUUGUUUCUGGUCCUGUCUGUCCCUCUCCUCACGUCACACACACACACACACAAACACGCAUGCACCUGCCCCACACGCAUGCACCCUCUCUUCUGCAGUCUUUCCACAUGUGCACGCGUAAAGUAAACAGCGGUCUGCAUUUCUGUGUGCCUCUCUUUGAUAAGACUGGAGUCCUUGGGACUGUUCUGUUGGCGUAUUUGCAGAAAGAACCUUUUCACUGAGGUUCAAAGAGUGCCCUGGCCUACAUUGUCCAAUCUGCCUUUUCCCUUUAUGUUUGGUUGUGUUGAUCAGAGAAAAAGUGGUCCUUGGAAUUCCAGGUUUGAAAACAAAACCAUUUAAUGCGACUGUCAGUGUUGCUCUUAAAUUUGAUAACUGUGACCCUCUUUUUUUUAUCCUUUUUAACCUCUCUUUGUUUUCUCCUGUUUUCUUUCUCUAUACUUCUUUCCCCUUUCUCUGUUGUCCCAUUCUUCUCCUCUUUUUCUCCCCCUUCUCUUCUCUCUCCUCCUGCAGAGCGGAGUAGAGUUGGAGUGCCACUGGUAGCUUCCCAGCACAACUGCCUGAUCCAAAAGGAAAACAUAUAAAUAGGACCACUUUUCCACACAAGAUCACAUCCAUGGUCACCUUUUGAUUUCCUCUGGGGUCCUUUGAUUUUUCACCCACACUAAGAGAUCAAUCAAAGCUGAAAUUCAGGUUUCAAAAUAAGGAAAAAAAAAAACUCUCUCAAUGUGGAGGACUGCUAAACGGAGCUUUUGUAGACUUAAGCAGAGAAAAUGAAACUGCAUUGACGGUCUGAAAGCAGAGCUACUUAUUACAAUAUAGAGAUUAGAUAAGAGGCUAACAAGCACAGAUUUCUAUUGGUCCUUUUUUUUUUUUUUUUUUUUGGCAUUUUUGGGUGGAUUUUGUAGUGGAUUGAUGGAGACGCUGCUGUGAACGCUUUGGUGCCUGUCUCAGAACUGAGAGAGAAAGGAGGACAACUCAACACAACUCAGCGGCUGCCCAGCAAAUUAUUACUACUAGACCUGCUACUUAACGGAUGAAACACUGAACUGAAGUUGGCUUCAUUUUUUUUGGCAUUAUUUGUUCUGAUAAAUUAGCUGACUGGCAGCCAAUCGACCACACAAGCCUGAGACUACCACACACCUCAAGCUCCCCAGUUCAGGCAAGCUUGGAAUGUUGGCAUUACUGGUACUCCACAGGGUCCUUGAGCGAGCCUCCUAGAUCUCCUCAAGAGAACUGUCUGGCAUCAAAAAUCUUUUUUGGCUUCUUCGUACGGCGUCCAAACUGAAACAGGAAAAGGAUUACCACAGAGACAGUCGACUCUUCUUGCAUGUUCCUGUUCACUUUCUAUCCUUCUGUCUCUAAAAGGAAAUUAAUCAAAAGGUGUUUUUUUUUCUGUUCUCCCUUUUGUCUCUUGCUCUUUUUGCUUUCCUGCCUUUUUCUGCGACAGAAGACACUCGGCUAGUAUUUGUAACAUCAGGCAUUGCCAGAGUGGUAAGCUUUUCAGCCUGGCUGUGUGAGAGGUAGAAAGAUAGAAAUGAUAUUUUAAAUUCGUAUAUAUAUAGAUUGAUAUAUAUUUUGAUUUGUUCCAUCUUAAUUCCCAGCCCUAGUUCUCAUUGUGGCCUAAUGUGAGUGUGGUCUGUGUGUUUGCGUUUAGACAAUUUGAAUUAAAAGAAGUUGCGCACACAGUGUUUCCACACAGCAGCGUUCCAAAGACCGUUUGUGGAGCUCUCCUUCCUCCUUUCCUUCGACUUUAUGUCUUCUCCUUUCUCUUCUUUCAUCCCUCAGCACAACCCUGCUUCUGCUAAAACCUGCCUUUUCUAUCUCCUGAGUAUCAUAUUUAAAGAAAGAGAAAUGCCUUUUUGUUUAGAUUGAAACUAUUCCAUAAAAAAUAAUUUUAUAAUGUUUUGAUAUCUACGGCUUUUAGAGAAGCUUGGCUGCAGUCCUUUCAUAGAUGGAUAAGGAAAUUAGAAGGGGAGCACAAAAUAAACCUUGAACAGCAGACUGGGAGGGAGAAGUAGGUUAUUCACUGUAUAAAUUGUGGGGGGUCUCUACAGGACAGAGGAGUCCCAGAGCUGUGCCUGUUCUUCAUUUUGUUUUACAGCUACCUUUUAUAGACUUAUCCCCAAAGGCACAGAAUGAUGGCUAAGAAAAUCUGAGGUUUAGACUCUUGGGUUUAACUUGGAGUCUGUUUCAUUUGGUCAAAGCAAGCACUAAUACCUGAAACUACAGAUGGAAAUAAUUGUUAAAACAGCCCCCUCUCUUGGAGUGAAUACACAUACUUUGCAUGUGUACUCUCUUCUGUAGAUGCACUACAAGUAGCGUAUACAAAACUGUAAUAUACACUUUUUUUCAAUCAUUCACUGGUUUAGUCAUUGUGUUCUUCUGAAGUGGCAGUAUUUCAAAGAGAAACAGCCUAACAAGAGUUUGCUGGCAGGUUUCUGUCCUCGUGGUACACUUGCUCUUUGUGCCAUAUGACAAAUAGGUACUUGAAUGUGUAGUUGUUUUGCAGUUGAGUUGUUUUAAUGGGCUGAUUGAUUUUUUUUUUUUCUUGUUUUGUUUUGUGGUGGAGGGAUUGGGAGGGGGUUAGGAUUUCUAUUAACUGUGCAUGUUUUGUGAUUGAGGGAGGAGUGCAUUUUAUGUGUGAGUGGGAGAUGUACUUACUAGGGGGUUGGGGGUAACGUGGGCACGUUCAGUGUGGUGAAACACAACGGGGGAGACAACAUGCUUUUUCUUGUAAUACCUCAGCCGAUCAACCACAAAAUACUCAACUUUUGUUUUUUAACAUUUUUGGUCUUAAAAUCAGAUUCUACUGUUGACUCCUGCAUGUCUAAACUUGUUUGCACUGUGUUGGGUUUCAUUGCACUGAACACAGCCCUCAAGUUAAGGUUUAUGUUUAAGCUAUUUCAAACACUGGGCUCCGAGAGGAACAACAGGAGGGAGAAACAUUUAUUUGUUUUUUGAAUGUAUAUUUUCAUUAUUCACACUGAUUCCACUGCAUGGACUGAAAACAAGCUACGUUUGGAGCUUUUCUCAUCAUGUCUUCAUUUAAAAAAAACAACCUCAUGUUGCUUCAGUUACUAGAUAUGAUAAGUUCAGAUGAUUCACAUUGUGUAUGACCUUGACCACAGAAUCCUGGUGAGACUUUAGUAACAGAUGAAAACAUUACAUUCCUGAACCUUUGUUAUCUUUGCCGCCUCCCUCUGUCCUCCCUGCUUACUCUUUCCACACAAACUGUAAGACACGUGUGUGACGGCGGUGAUUUUUUAAUUUAAUUUAUUCCUGCUCUUUUUAGUUCUUCUAGAAAUGCUGUUUUAUUUUGUUCUGUUUUGGAGACAGAAUGCAGUAAUGAUAAGCUGGUGUUCAUUUCAGAGUACUUUAUAACCCACUUACCGUCACCUUUCCACUUCUAGGAGACCAAAAGGCAGGUGAGGUUUCAGAAACACAAAAUUUUCACCAUCUCUUCUUCCUGUACUAAUUUUCCCGUAUGCUAUUGUGAUGUUACAGACCAUACAGUGAACAUAAACGUCAAUAAAAGAGGGUUUUAAGUUUAAUUGGUUCAGUCUGCUUUCAUUUUUUC